GAAACCAGGGGGGAGGGCGGCAGGGGGAGAGAGAAGAGAUUAUGGGGAAAGAGUAGGAGUUUAAAGCUGCUGUAUCUCUGCUCUUGGCCUGGAGGAACAGAGGGAGGUGUGGAUCUCGGUGUUGCACUUUGAACCUGCCAGGGGGAAGGGAAUGAGUGCUGUGUGUCUCUGCUACCCCAGCCACUCUCUGCUUUGAACCUGAAGGGCCAGCUGUGGGCCUGUCUGCUGUGCUGGGGAAGGAGGGCUAAGCAGGGGGUGCAGAUGGAGGCCCUCUUCGUGCGAGACAGCCAGCUGCUCUGGAGAACGCUCUGCAAGGAGCGACUCUGCCUUCGGAAGUUCUCGGCAACUUUCCUGGCAGCCAAGCUCCAGCCACCUUUGCUGAGCAGCCCCAGAGCUAGCCCGUGUGUGUGGGCUACAGCUCACCCCGCUGCAGCUGGCUCCCUGCCUGGCUUCCACCGUGGGGGCUUGGAGAGCCUGCUCGCUGGGCAUGGUGCCCCUGGCCGCUUUCUCGCUGGUUCUAGCUUCAAUAUGCCUCCCAGUGCUCAAUUCGUAGCCAGGCCCGUGGGGGUCUGCUCCAUGAUGAAGCUGCCCGUCCAGACUUCACCAGAGGGACUAGAUGCCGCUUUUGUUGGGGUGCCCCUUGACACGGGAACCUCCAACCGGCCUGGUGCAAGGUUCGGGCCUCGCCAUAUUCGAGCCGAGUCAGGCAUGGUGAGAAUAUAUAACCCCAGCACUGGGGCAGCACCUUUCCAUUCCCUCAUGGUUGCUGACAUUGGUGAUGUGAACGUGAACCUCUACAACCUGCAGGACAGCUGCAGGCAAAUCCGAGAAGCCUAUCAGAAGAUUGUGGCAGCCGGCUGCAUUCCCCUCACGCUGGGUGGCGAUCAUACAAUAACAUACCCAAUCCUGCAGGCCGUGGCAGAAAAGCAUGGUCCCGUGGGACUGGUGCACGUGGAUGCUCAUACCGACACAGGAGACACAGCGCUGGGGGAAAAGAUCUACCAUGGGACGCCAUUCCGACGCUGCGUGGAUGAGGGGCUCCUGGACUGCAAACGCGUGGUUCAGAUUGGAAUCAGAGGCUCCUCCUACACCCCAGAUCCCUACAAAUACUGCCGGGACCAGGGUUUCCGUGUUGUCCUGGCUGAAGACUGCUGGCUGAAGUCAUUGGUACCACUGAUGGGGGAGGUGAGAAAGCAGAUGGGAGCCAAGCCUAUUUACAUCAGCUUUGAUAUUGAUGGAUUGGACCCUGCAUAUGCCCCAGGCACAGGGACACCUGAAAUUGCUGGUCUCACACCUGCUCAGGCUUUGGAGAUCAUUCGUGGGUGCCAAGGACUGAAUAUAGUGGGAUGCGACCUUGUUGAAGUUGCACCAAUAUAUGAUGCUUCUGGUAACACAGCCCUCAUGGGAGCGAAUCUGCUGUUUGAAAUGCUGUGCGCACUCCCGCGAGUCAAAACGAUUUAAAGCCGUGUAGGGCGGGCUCCAGCUUAGGCAAAUCAAGUCACGACCACUCUCUCUUCACCUACAAGAUGAGUUUAAUAUUCACAGCCUUUCCACACAAGUACUUCGACAUAAUAUGAAUGAAGAAAAAAAGCCUGAAUGGAACAACUCAGUCAGAUUUUGCUUUUAAUUUCCACCUUCCCUCACCUCUGCAGUUAGCUUUCCCUUGCCCCUUCUCUAAGCUUUGUGGUAAAGAAUAAAAACCAUUCCUCAUCAGACAGUCAUUUCAAGCUCCUCGUAUGCUAUAAGCAGCAGCUAGCAUAGAUGCUGGAAUUGCUGGGGGGGGGGGGAGGCUUAAUGUUCAUGUUGCUGUAGUAAUAUGGCUUAGCAGUAUAUGUGCAUAUAGACUUAGGGUCUAAUGAUGGCAGCUGGAAUUCUUUCAAUAUCAAAACUGGCACCUAUGAUCUAAAAUGGGGGGUUCUUUUGGAAGUGCAUAGUAAAGAUUUUUUUCCACUAAACGUAAACCUAGGAGGGGAGUAAUAUACAGACAUAAUGUAACAUCCUGGGUCCCUUCCAUGGGCAUGGAAUAGAAGUUCUUUUGGCUGCUUUAUGCAGUGGAUCCAAACUGGCACUAGCUCCAAGCCCUACCUUAGGAGAGGACUUAUGCCAAGGCACUGUGUUCUCUCUCGCAGUGAUGGGACGUUUCUAAACCUCAUUUAUGCAUGAUUUUCCUAGGGCCCAUAGCUGUUAGCCUUCAAGAGGGCAAUAGGAACAUUGACUAAAAUACAGGGCAGCUUUUGGAAACAGUUGUCCUUGGUUAAGCAGCCCUGUUGCCUGAGUGGAAAUAACUAGCCCAUUGUAUUUGCUAAAUUACAAGCAGUUAACAGCCAUUGAACUUUUGCAAUUAACUCACAUACGCCACAAAACGCAUUGUCUGUCUAUUAAAAUGCAAGGCCACCUCAUCAUCUCACAUUAAAAUAGUUUAUUUCAGUUGCGAAUCUGUAAUAAUCUUAAAACAAAAUGACAUUAUCAGUGCCUGUUCACAAAUACAAAAACAAAAAUUAAAAAAAGAUAUUUGCCAAAUAAAUUAUUUCCCCCCCCCAAGAGUAUCAAAAGUGCAAAAUAUUUACCUGCUUUUCAAUCCAAUCUCCCAGGCAGCAUUAUUGUAUUAGUUCCUGGCAAGCUUUUACUGACCACAUAUGUGACCACCAUCGCUGUGAAGCUGCUGUGUACCACACUCAGUCAAGGGGAAAGGGCAGGUACAGUAUUUGGACUCUAGGCUACGUUUCCCUGUGUUGUAAGUAUGUUUUGCUUCAGUUUCUAGGAGUUUUAUGUUUAAAAAGCUUAUAUUUAGGUUUCUCGCAGAGCAGUACAUUAGCACUGAAAACUUCCUCGCUCUUAGCUCAAGAAAGUACCAUGCACAAAUUGAGAAUGGCCGAGUGCAUUUCCUUCGCUAUGGAGCGAACCAAAGGGUAAUAGUUAGGGCAGUAGGACAACAAAUUAUCCCAGGUUAAUGGUCUUGCAGCAUCUGGGAAAGGGUGGAGGAAAAGCAGACACAUUCAAUUCCAAGCAGCAGACCUGUGACUGGUCUUCUGCCCCAAAUGAAUAAUACAACUAGCUGGACAUCAGAGCAGUGCUACUCUUGCUGAACUGAUGAAUUCAGAACAGUUGAGGUGUGCCUGAGCCCAUGAAAGCGUAGCUUCUCCCUAAAAAUACAAUCCCCUAAUAAUAAAUCAUGUACUUUUACAAAUGA
Molecule: messenger RNA, 3190 nt
Organism: Dermochelys coriacea (leatherback sea turtle)
Lineage: Eukaryota; Metazoa; Chordata; Testudines; Dermochelyidae
Gene: AGMAT
Product: agmatinase
Exons: 7
Coding region: 262-1461 (399 amino acids)
Molecular function (GO): agmatinase activity; metal ion binding
Source: RefSeq, a predicted model, not a curated record